Molecule: messenger RNA, 1288 nt
Organism: Ilex paraguariensis (yerba mate)
Lineage: Eukaryota; Viridiplantae; Streptophyta; Magnoliopsida; Aquifoliales; Aquifoliaceae
Source: the annotation of a GenBank genome assembly
CUUUCUUUCACGCGACCACACCGUAAUCGAACCCCCUAUCUGCUACUCUACCUCCAGCUAACCGUCUUACCAGUAAACACCACCGGCGGCCUAUCAUCCGACGACGACGACUACCUUAGUCGGAGGAAGCGUUUGGAACCCUACUUGUGACAAGAGCAUGGUAUUUAAGCUCUGUGAUGUGAAGCUUAACGAGGCUUACAAUGGAAUUGCCACGUGGUUUCUUCAGGACUCUUUGCACAACUAGAUGAUGGAAGAAGAAAUAUUGUUAAAGCAUCUUUGGGAUGACAUGCAGGCUCAGUUCUUAGUGCUAGUCUUGAAUAGCUUGCAACUUUUCCAGAAACAUAUUCAUUCGGGUAAUUUGGGGAAAAUGACAGAAAUCUUCUCCUACACAGCUUGCAGACAAUUAUCACAAAUGUUUUUUUCAAUAAUCUUCUUUCAUGUUUCUGAAUACAUUCUAGCAAUCUCAAUCCAUGGGAGAUCAAGAGUAACCCUUAAUUCUCUUUUAAUCAGCAAAAAUUAUCUCGUGGCAAUGAUUUUCUCAUUGCUAGAGUACUUGCUUGAAAUUUAUUUUUGCCCUGGGUUGAAGGAAUACUGGUGGAUAAGUAACUUUGGCCUUGCAAUGGUUGUUUUUGGGGAAAUCAUACGGAAAUUGGCAAUUUUAACUGCUGGCAGGUCCUUCACUCAUCUUAUCAAGAUUUAUCACGAGGAGGAUCACAAAUUGGUUACUCAGGGGGUGUAUAGAUUUAUUCGUCAUCCAGGAUAUUUUGGUUUCUUCAUCUGGUCAGUUGGCACUCAGAUAAUGAUCUGUAAUCCGGUAUCUAUAAUUGCAUUUACGGUGGUUGUUUGGCUCUUUUUCUCCGACCGGAUACCAUAUGAAGAGUACUUCUUGAGACAGUUUUUCAGGUCACAAUAUGAGGAUUAUGCACGAGGUGUUUGGUCUGGGAUUCCUUUUGUGAAGUGAGAAAUGCCCAAAGUUUGUAAUCAGGGCUUCCUUGCUCAAUCCUUCUCGGUUCGUGAAGAAUGCUUCAAAGCCUUCUUUCAUAAUGUAUCUCUCUAAUCGUGGUAGUUUCAGAUAUGUUCCUUCAGGCUUCAGAUUGGUUUGUUGUGUAUGUUAAUUUGGCAUAAAGACUUGAUGGGGAAUAUUGGCUUCGAUUGAAAUAUCUGGUCUUUUGGGUGAUAUGACUUACCAGUUCUCAAUCUUUACCCAAUGGAAAGAGUUGUAAGAGUUAUCUUAUGUUGUAAGACUUAUCUGUAAAUGACAUUGUUUUAACUUCCCCAUAAAUAAUGC